CUCUAGAAAAAAAAGAAGGAAAGAAAGAAAGAAACACUCUCUUUCUCUCUCUUUCUUCUGUUUCUCUCUCCAUCCACGAUGCCGCCGUGCUCUGAGCCACGCCGAUCCACGCCACCGGCGUCCCGUGAUCUUCUCACUCUCCCUUGAUCUUCCCACACCACCCAUUUCCCUUCUCCAUCUCCACUCCACCGGCCACCACCGACCCAUUCAAACACACACUCACAAACCCAACACCACCAUACCCAUUCUCUCCGUUUCUCUCUUCCUAGCCGCAACUCACCACAAUUUCUUCCAUCAAUCUCUGCAAUUUUAGUCACCCAUAGCCAUGGCUUCUGGCAUGUUCGUGGAAGUCAUUAAAGAAGUUGGGUUGUGCCUAUGGCAGUCUGGGUCCAAGUGUUUAGUCCACAUUCGCGAUUUGAAAGAAAAUCUCAAUUCCUUGGAAGUUACUAUGGAGCAACUCAUGCAAAUAUAUGAAGAUGUGCAGCAAAGGGUCCAAACCGAAGAGUUAUUACCACUCGCGAAGCGUACCUGCGAAGUGGCUGGCUGGUUUGAUGGGGUACGGAAACUGAAUGAAGAUGUGAGCAAAACUCUCCAAGAUGGUAAGGAACAAGAGCAGAACAAGUGUCUCGCAGGUUAUUGUCCCAAAAACUGUUGGCAAAGCUAUAAGUUAGGAAAGAGAGUAAGAAAAAUGCUGGAUGAGGUAGAAAAGAUGAAGAAUAAAGGUCGAUUCGACAUUGUGGUUGCAAAGAUGCAUAAUCCCGUUAACAAGAAGCCCAUGGAUGAGACCAUGGGUUUAGAUCCCAUGCUUCAAAAGGUCUGGAGAUGCAUUGAAGACAAGAGUCUGAGAGUCAUUGGUUUAUAUGGAGUCGGAGGUGUCGGAAAGACUACCCUCCUUCACAGAAUAAACAAUCUGUUCUUGAGCCUAAGCCAUGAUUUUGUGGAAGUUAUUUUGGUUUCAGUAUCAAAAGAACCAGAUGUGAAAAAUAUUCAGAAUACAAUUCUCCAAAAAUUGGGUCUCCUUGAAGGCUCUAGAUUUGUUUCUACAGAGGAAAAUGCCACACUAAUAUGCCGCAGGCUAGAAGAGAGAAAGUUUUUGUUAUUGUUAGAUGAUAUAUGGGAAUGGCUUGAUCUCAACCUUGUAGGAAUUCCUCUUCCAGAUGAUCAGAAUGAGUCCAAAGUAAUAUUUACAACCCGAUUAGAGGAAGUUUGUGGCCUCAUGGGAGCUCAGCAAAAUAUCAAGGUAGAGUGUUUAACACAAGAAGAAGCCUUACGUUUGUUUCGGAUGAAGGUAGGUGAAAACACUUUAAAUUCUGAUCCACGUAUACCGAAGCUUGCAGAAGAUAUGGCUGCAGAAUGCAAAGGCUUGCCACUAGCUCUGGUCACUGUUGGGCGUGCAAUGGCUAGUAGGAAGGAUCCAGAAGACUGGGAGUCUGAAAUAGCCGCAUUGAGGAACACUCCUUCAGAGUUUCCAGGCAUGGAUUCUGUUCUGCUUCCUUUGAAGUUUAGUUUCGAAAAACUGCAGAAUGCUACCUUUAAGUCUUGUUUCUUGUAUUGUUGUCUAUUCCCUGAUGGAUAUAACAUCAGGAAAGAGGAACUCAUUGAAUAUUGGAGAGCAGAAAGGCUUCUAGAUGAAUAUUACCAUGAUGGAGAAUAUAUAAUCAGAAGUUUGGAGCGUGCAUGUUUACUGGAGAGUGGUGAAUCAGAAGAGUUCGUUAAGAUGCACGGUUUGAUUCGUGACAUGGCCUGGUGGGAAUGUAGAGACAAGGUUGCAAUAUUCAUUAAAAGAGAUGCUGAGUCAGAUGAAGAACGCGGAUUAAGCAUAUGGAAUGGAGUAGAAAGGUUGUCUUUGUGGGAUUAUAGUAUAGAUGAUGUCCUCAUAAAUUCUUCACCGUCAUGCAUAGAACAUUUCUGCCAAAAUGUCAAGCAGUUACCGAAUCUCCGUACUAUGAUUUGUAAGGUUCCAUUGUUAACAACAUUUCCAGCUGGUUUCUUCCCUUUGAUGUCUGCUUUGACACUCUUGGAUUUGUCAAAUAGUUUUCUCUUACGUGAGUUACCCAAGGAGAUUGGUAAAUUAAUCAACUUGGAAUCUCUUAAUGUCUCUGAAACUGCUAUCACAGAAUUGCCGGAUGAAAUUCAAUAUUUGGAAAAGUUAAGGUGCUUGAUAUUAAAUGGAACAAACAUUCCGGAAAUACAAAGGGGAUUGAUAUCAAGAUUUCAGUUCUUGGAAAUAUUUAGUAGGUUCGGUGACAAAUAUUUCAGUUACUCAGAGGUGUUAGGGGAUCUGGUUAACUUACCACAUUUGAGUGAAAUCUGCAUUGCCAUUACUUCCGACACAGCUAUCAUCCAAAGAUUAAUGUCAUUGGAGAGGUUACAAGGGUGCAUAAGAAAACUCUCACUCUUCUCAUGCGAUGAGUUGACCUCCCUCGUACUAUCACCCACAUCGCUAUAUAGAAUGGAGCAUCUUGAAUUGCGUCAAUGUUCAAGUUUAAGAGAAGUGGGAAUUGAGCCUUUUCGGAUCCAUCAAAUGCCUAAGAACUUUGACCAUUGUUCCAUGUUUGGCAAACUUCGCAGGGUAGUGAUUGGAGAUUGUGGCAACUUGAGAGAUGUGACGUGGCUCAUUUAUGCUGCAAAACUUGAAACUCUUGACUUACGUGACUGUAAAAAUUUGAGGGAAAUUAUAGGAUUCAAGUUGGGACAUGGAGCAGAAAUAGAAAAAAUGUCAAGAAAUUUCAUAUUCUCAAGUCUCAAGGUUCUACGUUUGGUUAGGUUACCAGUCCUAUAUACAAUAUGCUGCUAUGUCUUGCACUUUCCUUUGCUUAGAAAGAUUGAGGUACUAAAAUGUCAUAGUCUAGAGAUGCUGCCAUUUGAUUCCAAAAGCGCGAAGAACUGUCUAAUUCAUGGAGAAGAAAAGUGGUGGGAUAGAUUGGAUUGGGCGGAUGAAGCGACUAAGCAAAUUUUUAGUUCAAAAUUCUUCCGUCAUUCCUGGGGCGAUGAUGACGACGAAGAUGUUGGGGCAAGUUCUAGUGCGAUUUGAUUCGCGGUUUCUUGCUUUUGUAUACUUGAGUGAAAAUAAAGAAUGUGGUGGAGAUGCAAGUGGAGUUGAAGACAUUGUGAGGAACAUGAAAGCAGUUGAAAGGGCAGUCUUGGGGUUUAUGUGCAAGCAGAUUGUUGACAUGGGAAGAUUGAUGUAGGUCAAGGAAUGUGGUUUAGAAACAGAGUUUAUCAUAUAUGUCCGAUCAAGCAUUUCUCCUGAAAAUCAUCUACUGAUUGCCAGACAUACUAAUCAAUUUUGAGAUGUCUUUGUUUUUUCUUUUAUGUAAGGUUGUAUGAUUUCCAAUUUUGCUAGAAUGUGCUAUUGUAUGACACUCUUAUUCAAGUUUUGAAAUGAGGAGUGGAGUUCUGAGAAUUGCUUGGCAAGUGAAUGAAAUACAUUUAACACGAUUUCACUUUCA
Messenger RNA from Quercus lobata, 3452 nucleotides. RefSeq names its product disease resistance protein SUMM2-like. The transcript has 4 exons. The record is from RefSeq and is a predicted model, not a curated record. Gene Ontology annotation, molecular function: ATP hydrolysis activity; ADP binding. NCBI's taxonomy places the organism in Eukaryota, Viridiplantae, Streptophyta, Magnoliopsida, Fagales, Fagaceae. Bases 326 to 3034 code for a protein of 902 amino acids.